Messenger RNA from Engraulis encrasicolus (European anchovy), 5108 nucleotides. RefSeq names its product intraflagellar transport 122 homolog (Chlamydomonas) (gene ift122). Gene Ontology annotation, molecular function: protein binding. Gene Ontology annotation, cellular component: intraciliary transport particle A; non-motile cilium. Bases 97 to 4020 code for a protein of 1307 amino acids. The record is from RefSeq and is a predicted model, not a curated record. The transcript is spliced from 30 exons. Gene Ontology annotation, biological process: protein localization to cilium; non-motile cilium assembly; intraciliary retrograde transport. NCBI's taxonomy places the organism in Eukaryota, Metazoa, Chordata, Actinopteri, Clupeiformes, Engraulidae.
UAAACAGACAGGGUAGCAACUUAGCCAGCAUCUCCUGGACCACCAACCGAAUAUAAAACCCCUUAUUUAUCGUGUCUGGUUUACAAAACUGAAACGAUGAGAGCCGUUCCAACAUGGAUAGACAAAGUGCACGACCGCGACAAAGUUGAGCAAUGUAUUUAUGAUAUAGCCUUCAAACCGGAUGGCACUCAACUCAUCGUUGCUGCAGGGAACAGGGUGCUGGUAUACGACACAUCUGAUGGGACACUGAUACAGCCCCUGAAAGGACACAAAGACACAGUCUACUGUGUGGCCUAUGCUAAAGAUGGAAAGCGUUUUGCAUCAGGGUCUGCAGACAAAAGCAUCAUCAUCUGGACAUCUAAGCUGGAAGGGAUUCUCAAAUAUACGCACAAUGACUCCAUUCAGUGUGUGGCCUACAACCCUGUUACCCAUCAGCUGGCCUCCUGCUCCUCGGGGGACUUUGGACUGUGGUCUCCAGAACAGAAGUCAGUGUCAAAACAUAAGGUCUCUAGCAAGAUCACAUGUUGCGGCUGGACGAAUGAUGGGCAGUACCUGGCGCUGGGCAUGAUGAAUGGUGUGGUGAGCAUCCGCAACAAGAAUGGAGACGAGAAGGUGAAGAUCGAGAGGCCUGGAGGCUCCUCCUCCCCCAUCUGGUCCAUCGCCUGGAACCCCUCAAAAGACUGGAGGAAGUGGAGGGCCUUCUCCAACUGGGGCGAGGCGGACCAGGAGGCGGCCGAGGAAGGCAGCUGCGUGUCGGAGGACGAGGAGGAGCUGGAGGCCCUGAGCCUCCUGCUGGGGGAGAGAGCAGGAGACGCCAGGAGGACCCACACUAGGAUCCUCGGGCCAGUCAGUAGCCACUGCAGGCAGGAGCAGGAGCAGGAGCAGGAGGAGGCUCCAGGGCCAGAGGAGGGCCAGGCAGGGACAGUUGAGGAGCAGGUGGAGCAAGAGCAGGUGGAGGAGGAGGAGGAGGAGGAGGAGGCAGAGGAGGAGGAGGAGCUGAUGCUGCCAGAGGUGGAGAGCUGUAGUCCGCUCAGGGACGAACACAAUGACAUUCUGGCGGUAGCCGACUGGGGCCAGAGGCUUUCCUUCUACCAGCUCAGUGGCAAGCAGAUUGGGAAGGACCGGCAGCUGAACUAUGACCCGUGCUGCGUCAGCUACUUCUCCAAGGGCGAGUACAUCGUGAUGGGGGGCUCGGACAAGCAGGCCUCCCUCUACACCAAGGACGGCGUGCGCCUGGGGCCCAUCAGCGAACAGAACUCCUGGGUUUGGACCUGCCGCGUCAAGCCCGACUCCAACUAUGUGGUGGUGGGUUGUCAGGAUGGCACGAUUGCCUUCUUCCAGCUGAUCUUCAGCACGGUGCAUGGCCUCUAUAAGGACCGCUACGCCUUCCGAGACAGCAUGACCGACGUCAUCGUUCAGCACCUCAUCACCGAGCAGAAAGUGCGCAUCAAGUGCAGAGAGCUGGUGAAGAAGAUCGCCAUCUACAGGAACCGCCUGGCCAUCCAGCUGCCCGAGAAGAUCCUCAUCUACGAGUGCUACACGGACGACUCGUCUGACAUGCACUACCGCGUCAAGGAGAAGAUCAGCCGACGCUUCGAGUGCAACCUGCUGGUGGUCUGCUCACGACACAUCAUCCUCUGCCAGGAGAAGAGGCUGCAGUGUCUGUCCUUCACCAACGUGAAGGAGAGGGAGUGGCUGAUGGAGUCUCUGAUUCGCUACAUCAAAGUGAUUGGCGGCCCGCCGGGGAGGGAGGGGCUUCUGGUCGGCCUGAAGAACGGCUCGAUCCUGAAGAUCUUCGUGGACAACCCGUUUGCCAUCACACUGCUGAAGCAGAACACCUCAGUCCGCUGUCUGGACAUGAGCGCCUCCCGCAGCAAGCUGGCCGUGGUGGACGAGCACAACACCUGCCUGGUCUAUGACAUCCACACCAAGGAGCUGCUCUUCCAGGAGCCCAAUGCCAACAGCGUUGCGUGGAACACCCAGUGUGAGGACAUGCUGUGCUUCUCAGGGAACGGCUAUCUGAACAUCAAGGCCAGCAACUUCCCCGUGCACCAGCAGAAGCUGCAGGGCUUCGUGGUGGGCUACAACGGCUCCAAGAUCUUCUGCCUGCACGUGUACUCCAUGGCUGCCGUUGAGGUGCCCCAGUCUGCUCCUAUGUACCAGUAUCUGGAGAGGCGUAUGUUUAAGGAGGCUUAUCAGAUCGCUUGUCUGGGGGUGACGGACAGCGACUGGAGGGAUCUGGCCACCGAGGCCCUGGAAGGCCUGGACUUCGACACAGCUAAAAAGGCUUUUAUCAGAGUGAGGGACCUUCGCUACCUGGAGCUCAUCAACAGCAUUGAGGAGAGGAAGAAGAGGGGCGAGAGCAACAGUGAGCUGUUCCUGGCUGAUGUGUCGGCCUACCAGGGGAAGUUCCACGAGGCUGCCAAGCUCUACCGACGCAGCGGCUACGACAACAGAGCACUCAGCAUGUACACCGACCUGCGCAUGUUCGACUACGCCAAGGACUACCUGGGCUCUGCAGACCCCAAGGACACGCGUGUGCUGAUGAGCAAGCAGGCGGACUGGGCCCGCAGCAGCAAGGAGCCCCGAGCAGCUGCAGAGAUGUACCUCAGCGCUGGAGAACACCUCAAAGCCAUCAACAUCAUCGGAGAACACGGCUGGGCCGACAUGUUGAUAGAUCUGGCUCGUAAGUUGGAUAAGGCCGAGAGGGAGCCGCUGUCCCGUUGUGCCGCUUUUUUUAAGCAGCUAAAUCACCAUGGUUACGCCUCGGAGACUUACACCAAGAUGGGUGACCUUAAGGCGCUGGCACAGUUACACGUCGACACCCGGCACUGGGAUGAGGCCUUCUCCCUGGUGGAGAAACACCCAGAGUUCAGAGAGGACGUCUUUGUGCCCUAUGCACGGUGGCUCGCAGAGAACGACCGCUUCGAGGAGGCCCAGAAAGCGUUCCAUCGUGCUGGUCGUCAGGCAGAGGCGGUGAAGGUGCUGGAGCAGCUUACCCACAAUGCAGUGGUGGAGAGCCGCUUCAACGACGCCUCAUACUACUACUGGAUGCUGGCCAUGCAGUGCCUAGACAUCGCAAGAGAGUUUGAGGAGAAGAACGAGGAGAUGCUGCUGAAGUUCCAUCGCUUCCAGCUGCUGGCAGAACUCUACCACGUCUACCACUCUAUACACAGAUACACGGAGGACCCGUUCAGCUCCCACAUGCCCGAGACGCUCUUCAACAUCUCCCGAUUCCUGCUGCACCACCUCGCCAAGGACGUGCCCCUGGGCAUCUCCAAAGUCAACACGCUGUAUGCGCUGGCCAAGCAGAGUAAGUUUCUGGGGGCCUACAAGAUGGCGCGCUACUGCUUCGAGAGACUGCAGUGCCUCCGCAUCCCCCCUCGCCUCCAGGACGCCAUGCACCUAGGCAGCCUCACCAUACGCUCCAAACCCUUCCACGACAACGAGGACUUGGUGCCCAUGUGUUUCCGCUGCUCCACCAACAACCCUCUCCUCCAUAACCUUGGCAACGUCUGCAUCAACUGCAGGCAGCCCUUCAUCUACUCUGCCUCCUCCUAUGAGGUGCUCCCCCUGGUGGAGUUCUAUCUGGAGGGGGGCAUCAGUGAUGAGGAGGCGGUGGCCCUCAUCGACCUGGAGGUACCCAAGCAGGACCGCAACACCUCACGCUGGCACAACAUGAGCAGUGGGGAGUCCCAGUCCCUCAAGCUGGAUGACAGCACCGUGGAAGAGGCAGAGGACCCCUUCACAGCCAAGCUCAGCUUUGAGCAGGGUGGCAGUGAGUUCGUGCCGGUGGUGGUGAGUAAGGGCGUGUUGAUGUCCAUGUCCAGACGGGACGUCCUGAUCAAGCGCUGGCCACACCCCCUCAAGUGGCAGUACUACCGCUCCCUACUGCCCGACGUCAGCAUCACCAUGUGUCCCUCAUGCUUCCAGAUGUUCCACAGUGAGGAGUAUGAGCUGCUGGUGCUGCAGCAUAACUGCUGCCCCUACUGCCGACGGCCCAUCGACGAGCCCAACUGAGCACCGGAGACAGCUCAGCACACACAGCACAGCAGACAUGGACCCCCCCCCCCCCCCCCACACACACACACACACACACACACACACACACACACACACACACACACACACACACACACACACACACACACACACACACACACCUGCAAGAGAGAAAAUUGUGGAAUGGGUGUGUGUGUGUGUGUGAGAGAGAGAGAGAGAGAGAGAGAGAGAGAGAGAGAGAGAGAGAGAGAGAGAGAGAGAGAGAGAGAGAGAAUGGUGGAAUGUGUGACAGUGACAGAACCAAGGCACUUGAGUGCGAGAGAGAGAAUGUGGGGUGUGUGUGUGAGAGAGAAAGAGAGAGAGUGAGAGUGCUGGAGUCUGUCUAUGCGUGAGCGUGCAUGCCAAAGAGUGAGUGAUUGGACUCAGCAUGUGUAUAUGAUGAGAGUAGAUGUGUGUGGUCUGCCUGUGUGUAAUUGAGUGUGUGUGUAUGUGCAGGGGGCUCCUCAUGCGUGUGUGUGCGUGUGCGUGUGCGUCUGUGUGUGUGUGUGUAAGUGUUUGCGUGUGCGUGUGUGUGCGUGCGUGUGUGUGUGUGCAUGUGUGUGUGUGUGCGUGCAUGUGUGUGUGUGUGUGUGUGUGUUAUGAAGUCAGAGAGGUGAGGUGAAAGAAAGCGCAGCAUCAGCGGACGCCGUCCCCCCUGUAGAGCUGAUGAGAUUAACUCAGAUGAGAUUAGAGACGGCCUCUUACACACACACACACACACACACACACACACACACACACACACACACACACACACACACACACACUGGCCCUCGUCGCCACACACUCUCUCAGGGCAGUGGGGAGAGGAUUAAUACACACAUCCGUUUAAUGCCACUACUGGUGAGAGGGUAUGGAUGAUGAGAUGAAGUGUGUGUGUGUACUGUAUGUAUGUGUGUGUGUGUGUGUUUAGGGAGGAAGGUGUGUAUGUGAUACACAAACACCACGUCACACAAGCAACUACCAAGUCUAUGUAAUGCAAUUACAACACAUGCUCUAAUGACAUUCCAGAUUUGACAUGCUGAAUGUGAACCUCUUUUAUACUCUAAUAAAAAUCAUUACUUUUU